Molecule: messenger RNA, 1150 nt
Organism: Toxotes jaculatrix (banded archerfish)
Lineage: Eukaryota; Metazoa; Chordata; Actinopteri; Toxotidae
Product: phospholipid scramblase family member 5
Exons: 8
Coding region: 122-1021 (299 amino acids)
Biological process (GO): plasma membrane phospholipid scrambling
Cellular component (GO): plasma membrane
Molecular function (GO): phospholipid scramblase activity
Source: RefSeq, a predicted model, not a curated record
AACACACAGAGGGGGUAAGGAGGCUGGUGCUUAACCCCUCCUGAUCCUGAGGACUCAUUGCCCGGUCUUCUUCUUCUCACAGUUAUCAGAGUCUGGACGUUCAACACAGGUGUUUCAUGCCAUGUCGGCAGUGACCAGCCAGCCUCUUCCCUUUGUUCGACUGGAACGAGAAAAGCACAUCCAGAUGAUCUUCAGAGCUUUCAAGAACCGCUGUGGGCCUUCGUGUGAGUGCCAGACUCACUCACCUGGGCCAAAACCCCUCCAAAUGCCUCCUGACUGGGAGUCUGACGAGCAGCUUUCAGGUCCUGAAAGGAAAAUGGACAACAGCUACAUGCAGCCAUCAGAGAAAGGAAUGGAGGAGCAGAACCUUGGAGGUGCAGCGGGGCUGGACUUCAUGUCCGUGCUGGAAACAGUCAGUCAGAUUCAUAUUAGUGCUAGACCAGAGCUGCAAGGUCCACAGUGUGUUCCCCGGAGGAUCUAUAGCCUCACCACAGGAGGCAGCAGGUCGCAGUUACUUGUGGUUGUGGAAGAGAGUUCAUGCGUGUGUCUCCAGUGCUGCGGUCCAGCUCGGGCCUGUUCCUUGAAGGGCUUUGACUGUCAAGGGCACCAGGUCUUUUAUUUUGAAAGGCCCCUUAGGGUGGAUGCUUGCUGCCUCGGCUGCUGCCUGAUGGAGAUGAGGGUCUACACACCUCAAAAGCAUCUUAUUGGCACUGUGUGCCAGAGGUGGAGCAUGUUCACCCCUCUCCUGGAAGUGUGUGAUCCGGAGGGAGCAUCUACCAUCAGAAUCCAGGGCUCCUGCUGUCCCUGUCGCUGUUUCUCCGACCAGCAAUUUCAGAUUGUCUCAAACAUUGGUGAGAAAAUUGGCAUGAUAUGGAAGAAAUGGCCUGGCUUCAACGGCGAACAUAACAUGGACCAUGAAUAUUUUGGGCUGCAGGUGCCACCGACUAUGGAAUCGCACAAUAAACUGCUGCUGCUGGGAGCCACUUUCUUGUUGAAUCACAUGUUCUUUGAGAUGAGCUGAUCAGUAAAUAAAGGACCAAUCAUCACUGCAACAUAUGCACCAAGGCAUAUAUGGCAUUAAAAGGUGUAGCUGAACCUUUCUUAACAAACUCACUUUCAGUUUAAACAUUUGUCUAUGAAAGAAAGUGAC